Molecule: messenger RNA, 483 nt
Organism: Puccinia triticina
Lineage: Eukaryota; Fungi; Basidiomycota; Pucciniomycetes; Pucciniales; Pucciniaceae
Exons: 3
Coding region: 1-483 (160 amino acids)
Source: RefSeq, a predicted model, not a curated record
AUGGAAGACCCUCCGCCCCCCACCAAUUCUGCCCCGCUUCCCUCAUCCAAUGCAGAAAGAGAUCGCGACACCCUGUCCCAGACUCCACCCCCAAACGGCCCGCAACCAGCCAGCAGCAACGUUCCAUCCUCUAGCACACCUGGCAUUCAGCAGCCCACUACGGACAUCACUAGCACCAAGCAACCACCCGAACACAACAGUGAACAAUCCGGGCCCAAUGUUCCCCUUCACCGCGAGUGUCCACCCGCCUUCACCGGGGCUAUUGAUCCCACCACCUCAUCCGCGACUCAAGAAACGGCAUCGGCCCCCGCAGGCACCAAUGCUCCACCACGCUCACCUCACUCCAAUCAUGACCCAGCUGCACCAACACACCACACAUCUAGCCAACAUCAUACAACCGGACCAGCUCUCCUGUUCCCCCCAACUCUCCAGACUCCUCCUCGCACUGCUGCUCCGAAGCCCCCAUCUCCCCAAUCCCUCUAA